Messenger RNA from Theileria parva strain Muguga, 512 nucleotides. RefSeq lists its product as uncharacterized. The transcript has 4 exons. The record is from RefSeq and is a predicted model, not a curated record. Lineage: Eukaryota; Apicomplexa; Aconoidasida; Piroplasmida; Theileriidae. Bases 60 to 512 code for a protein of 150 amino acids.
AUUUUAUUUAAACUAAUGUUUAAAAAAUAUUUCUUCAACUUUCAAUAGAUAUCAUAUUAAUGUUUAUUAAAAUAUAUUUCAUUUUGGGAGUAUUGUUUUUAUCUGUUAAAAACUCAAAUUCACAGGAUCGUGUUAUGAAUGAAGAUGGACCUCAACAGGAUUAUUCUCAAAUGCACUUGAUUGAUGUUGACAAGAUAUCCCUGUCAGAUGACUUGUCGAAGUACACGAUGUGUAAGGAUGUGUUUUACCCGGACAGUGAAAUAAUGAAAAUUUGCAAAAACAACUCGAUUUGCAGACUACUUCCAGGACACGAAGGCUAUUUGCAGGUUUUCUGUGACUGCUCAAACACCGUCACGGAAACACAUUACUUUAUGGGACCACAAUGUGAAACAAAAAUGGUCAUAUAUUACAAUCAAAAUGUGUAUGGAAUUGUUAACACGUCAUGGCUUGAAGAUAUUUUCUCACUAAACUCUUGGAAAAACGAUUUUUCAAGAGUUGGCCCAUUGUUUUAG